UAAUAUAUAUGUUUCAUUAAUGUUCCAGGAGCCUCCUCAGAACCUUGAGGACUUCUUGUUGCCAGAAGCACUUGAGCAGGUUCCUGACAUGUAUGUGGUGGGCACGCAGGAAUCUGGAGGCAGCCGAUCGGAGUGGGAGGUGCGGUUACAAGCAGCUAUUGGGCCAUCACAUGUACUCUUCACUUCUGCAAUUUUUGGUGUCUUGCAUCUCAUCAUCUUUCUCAGGAGAGAUUUACUCUGGUUUUGCUCAGUACCUGAAGAAGCAACUUAUAGCCUUCGACCUGGUGUGGCAUACAAAACAAAGGGAGGUGUUGGCAUGGUUUUUUUUUUUUGGGGGGGGGGGGGGGAUGUAGGAAUAUAUGCCUAG
Penaeus indicus is the source of this 367-nucleotide messenger RNA. Its product is annotated as inositol polyphosphate 5-phosphatase E-like. NCBI's taxonomy places the organism in Eukaryota, Metazoa, Arthropoda, Malacostraca, Decapoda, Penaeidae. The transcript is spliced from 3 exons. The record is from RefSeq and is a predicted model, not a curated record. Bases 20 to 367 code for a protein of 115 amino acids.